This is a messenger RNA of Drosophila montana, 1037 nucleotides long. RefSeq names its product eukaryotic translation initiation factor 3 subunit f1 (gene eIF3f1). The record is from RefSeq and is a predicted model, not a curated record. Gene Ontology annotation, cellular component: eukaryotic translation initiation factor 3 complex, eIF3m. The transcript has a single exon. Gene Ontology annotation, molecular function: translation initiation factor binding; translation initiation factor activity; metallopeptidase activity. Gene Ontology annotation, biological process: translational initiation. Lineage: Eukaryota; Metazoa; Arthropoda; Insecta; Diptera; Drosophilidae. The coding region runs from base 81 to 923 and encodes 280 amino acids.
AUCCCUAGGUCCUUUUCACGCAGCGUGGCGAUUGCUAAAUUUUUUGUAAAUUUUUGCAUUCUUUAUAAAAAUAAAUAACAAUGUCGGCGCUUAAUUUAACUGUGCGCGUGCAUCCCGUGGUGCUGUUUCAAGUUGUAGACGCGUUUGAGCGUCGCAAUGCCGACUCACAUCGAGUUAUCGGCACACUGCUGGGCUCGGUUGACAAGGGAGUUGUCGAGGUUACCAACUGCUUCUGUGUGCCGCAUAAAGAGCACGAUGACCAGGUGGAGGCGGAGCUGAGCUAUGCCCUGGACAUGUACGAUCUGAACCGCAAGGUGAAUGCCAACGAGAGCGUCGUCGGCUGGUGGGCAACAGGCAACGAGGUGACGAAUCACAGCUCCGUCAUACACGAGUACUAUGCGCGCGAAUGCAACAACCCGGUCCAUCUGACUGUGGACACUUCGCUGCAGGGCGGCCGCAUGGGCCUGCGCGCCUAUGUGUGCAUCCAGCUGGGCGUGCCCGGCGGCAAGACCGGCUGCAUGUUUACCCCCAUACCCGUGGAGCUGACCAGCUACGAGCCCGAGACCUUUGGCCUGAAGCUGUUGCAAAAGACGGUGGGCGUAUCGCCAGCACAUAGGCCCAAGACUGUGCCGCCAAUGCUGGACCUGGCACAGAUCUCAGAGGCGUCGACGAAACUGCAGUCGCUGCUGGAACUCAUACUGAAAUACGUGGACGAUGUUAUUGCUCACAAAGUGACGCCGGAUAACGCUGUCGGACGACAGCUGCUCGACCUCAUCCACUCAGUGCCACACAUGACCCACGAGCAGUUCACUCAAAUGUUCAACGCCAACGUUCGGGAUCUGCUGAUGGUUAUCACUCUCUCACAAUUGAUCAAGACGCAGCUGCAGCUCAACGAGAAGCUAACUUUCCUGCCAACGGCUUAGUCGGCGUGCGGCUCAUUGGGUUUUUAAGUCAGAUUUAAGCGCUAAGUAAAUUCUACGUAUUCUCUAUUUCCCGUUAAUGCGUCUAAGUAAUAAAGUGCUCAGAUCACCGAGAAA